UGUACAUGCAAAAAUUGGGAAACCCAUGAGCGGGUAAGCGUCUAUUGCAAUGGGAGAUGUCAAUGGUGCUGAAUAUGUCUCAGUUGGAGAAGUACAUUCCCCUAGAAGAGAUAGUAAUGUCAAAAAAGUGUCAGUCCUGCUUCUGGUUUUUCUGAUAUUCUAUGAGGUUUCCGGAGGCCCAUUUGGCAUUGAGAACAGCGUUGGGGCGGCCGGUCCGCUUCUAGCUCUUGCUGGGUUUUUAGUAUUCCCAAUAGUAUGGAGCAUCCCAGGGGCCUUAAUAACUGCUGAGAUGGGCACCACAUUCCCGGAGAAUAGUGGUUGUAUAGUUUGGAUGUCCUCUGCUUUGGGACCCUUUUGGGGGUUUCAACAAGGUUGGAUGAAAUGGGUGAGUGGUGUUAUAGAUAAUGCUUUGUACCCUAUUCUGUUUCUGGACUAUUUGAAGUCGGCGUUCCCGGUUUUAGGUGGUGGUGUACCGAGAAUCAUAGCAGUGCUAGUUUUUACAGUUGUCCUUACUUACAUGAGCUAUAGGGGUUUAAACGUCGUGGGAUGGCUCGAUGUUGUCUUGGGGGAUUUUUCCAUCCUUCCUUUUGUGGUCAUGGGACUUUUGGGAAUCCCCAAGGUGGAGCCUUCAAGAUGGUUAGAGGUGGAUCUUCACAAUGUGGAUUGGAACUUGUAUCUGAAUACAUUGUUUUGGAAUCUGAACUAUUGGGAUUCUAUAAGUACACUUGCGGGAGAAGUAGAUAACCCAAAGAAAAUUCUGCCAAAGUCUUUGUUUAUUGCUUUGGUCUUGGUGGUUCUAGCCUACUUCUUUCCACUCUUAAUUGGUACUGGGGCUGUUCCGGUCAAUCGAGAAUUAUGGACUGAUGGGUACUUCUCGGAUAUUGCUAAAAUCCUUGGGGGAGUUUGGUUGAGAUGGUGGAUUCAAGUUGCUGCAGCAAUGUCAAAUAUGGGGAUGUUUGUGGCUACUCUGAGCAGCGACUCUUUUCAACUUCUCGGAAUGGCAGAACGAGGGAUGCUUCCCGCGUACUUUGCUCAGAGGUCCCGUCACGGAACCCCGCUGAUGGGCAUUUUGUUUUCGGCUUCUGGCAUUCUAUUGCUAUGUUGGUUGAGCUUUCAAGAGAUUGUAGCUGCUGAAAACUUCUUGCACUGCUUUGGAAUGAUUUUGGAGUUCAUAGCAUUUGUGCGGUUAAGGGUGAAACGCCCAACUGCUGCUCGGCCGUACAAGAUACCCGUGGGAACUGUCGGAGCCAUUGUGAUGUGUAUUCCUUCAACCAUUUUUAUUUGUAUUGUCUUGGUUCUCUCUUCAGUCAAGGUCCUUGUGAUCAGCAUGGGUGUUAUAGCGAUCGGCUUUAUGAUCAACCCUUUGCUCAAACAUGUUGAGAAAAAGGGGUUGAUGAAGUUCUCUACCAGCACUGACCUCCCAGAUAUAGAUGGUGCUCAUGAGGAAAAUAACUCCUUAAUAGAGGAGCGAGUCCUUGGAACGUGAAAAUGUGAUAUCGCCGGAAUACGGUGUCACUUGCCCCUGGCAGAAAUCUUGACUGCUUCAUUUUUUAUGUGAUCAAGUUAGUAUCCAUGGUAAACCAGUAUGAGUGAGCUUGUAGGAUGAUGAAGCUUUUUGUUUAUCUUAGCCUUUUUACAUUGAUGAUAAAUGGAAGUAUUUGGACA
Morus notabilis is the source of this 1665-nucleotide messenger RNA. Its product is annotated as probable polyamine transporter At1g31830. The record is from RefSeq and is a predicted model, not a curated record. Gene Ontology annotation, molecular function: transmembrane transporter activity. Gene Ontology annotation, biological process: transmembrane transport. NCBI's taxonomy places the organism in Eukaryota, Viridiplantae, Streptophyta, Magnoliopsida, Rosales, Moraceae. The coding region runs from base 50 to 1486 and encodes 478 amino acids. The transcript has a single exon. Gene Ontology annotation, cellular component: membrane.